AUGGCAGGAUUUCACUUGCCGGGUGACCCCUAUUUCCCCAACCAAAGGAAUGUUGGUUGGAUUGUGGAAAACCCGGAGGAAGAUUCUGAAGAGGAACCCAUGGAGGAUGAUGAACCCAUGGAGGAUGAAGAACCCAUGGAAGAGGAAGAAUCAGUAGAUGGUGAAGAAGAAGAAGAAGAAGAAGAAGAAGACUCAGAUGGAACCGAUUCGGAACCCGAAGUUUACAAUCCACACCCUGCCCAUGUUCCUCCACAACACUACCAGGGCCCGAUGCCCCAAUGGGCUGAAACUAUACAUUCAUGGAGCCGAGAGCAAGGUCAACGGCCUCCCUAUGGCAUGCAAUGGGAUUUCUACGAUCUCAGCAAAGGAGGGUCAGCCGACCGAGCCCUCCCUGUCAUAGUUCACCAUGUCACACGCCACGAAGAGCAAACAAGAGUUAACACCCGACAUCUCAUGGAAGUUGGUGCCACCAGCCAAGUCAACUCCGUUCGUAUUCGCUGGUUGGAUGAUGACCACGAUCGAACUCGAGACUGCACCGAGCUUCUUCGACGGGAGAUGGCCGCGACCCAAGCUGAAGUACAAGAACUCUGA
This is a messenger RNA of Lactuca sativa (garden lettuce), 591 nucleotides long. Lineage: Eukaryota; Viridiplantae; Streptophyta; Magnoliopsida; Asterales; Asteraceae. The record is from RefSeq and is a predicted model, not a curated record.